This is a messenger RNA of Olea europaea var. sylvestris, 857 nucleotides long. Its product is annotated as RING-H2 finger protein ATL8-like. The record is from RefSeq and is a predicted model, not a curated record. The coding region runs from base 61 to 660 and encodes 199 amino acids. The transcript has a single exon. NCBI's taxonomy places the organism in Eukaryota, Viridiplantae, Streptophyta, Magnoliopsida, Lamiales, Oleaceae.
AACUUGCAAGCUUUAUACAUACAUAGUAGAAACGACACAAAUCCUCUUUAAUUUCAUUUAAUGCCUCUCCGUUCUCGUUUCCUCGGCGGCGUAAACGGGUCGCCGUCGCCGCAAGCACUGCCGUCCAAGGAGUCACCUCCACCAAUCGAAUCUCUCAACUCAGAUUACAUAAUCAUACUUGCGGCUCUACUCUGCGCAGUCAUCUGCGUUCUUGGCCUUGCCAUCGUGGUCCGCUGCGACUGGAUCCGCCGCAUCACCAGCAGAGCCGCCGCCGCCCUGCCAGCCCCAUCCACGCCUGCGAACAAAGGACUCAAAAAGAAGGUCCUGAAGUCCAUACCGAAGCUAAUCUACGGUGAGGAUGAGGAAGCCGAGAAGCUGUCUGACUGCGCCAUUUGCCUGGCGGAGUUCGCCGCCGGAGAAGAGGUCCGCGUGCUUCCACAGUGCGGCCAUGGCUUCCAUGUCGAAUGCGUUGACACUUGGCUAGGUUCCCACUCCUCCUGCCCCUCUUGCCGCCAGAUUUUGGCCGUCAACCGAUGUCAGAAAUGCGGAAAUUUGCCGGCCACCACCACUACCUCCUCCGCUGCAACCAACUACAGAGCUCAGCCACAGCCUCAGCCAGUAUCCAGACCAAUAGACCAUUUUACUACGGUUUUCCUUUAAUCAAAUCUUAAUUAUCUUAAUUAUUCAAUACUCUAUACAUUAGCAGGUUCCAUGAAUGAAUUAAUUAAGGAUUAGCAAAAGAAGAAGUUCAAUUCCCGUUCUCUAUGUAUCUAUGCCGUAGCGUGUUCGGAAGAAAAAAGAUACCAAUUACUUCACUUUCUCCAUAAACCCUAAUUCUAUUAAUCUCUUUUCAUCAA